Molecule: messenger RNA, 894 nt
Organism: Cucurbitaria berberidis CBS 394.84
Lineage: Eukaryota; Fungi; Ascomycota; Dothideomycetes; Pleosporales; Cucurbitariaceae
Exons: 1
Coding region: 164-667 (167 amino acids)
Source: RefSeq, a predicted model, not a curated record
UGGUUAUAUUGAGCGCGAUUUAGAGCGUAUACCCUGCAUUUGAACCAAACCCGUUGGAUCUACGCAUGGAUGAUGUAACAGUAUCCGGAGUUCAGGCGUUAGCUCUAAUGUGAAUAGAACACGUAUAACAGAGUUUCUUUAUACAUGACUUUAACUCAUUGUUAUGGAAAGAGAACUGAGCAGUGGUGCAAAAUUUCCAUGCCCUUGGGAGCGGUGGACUAUGGGUGCUCAUAGCCACUCCAUCCAGAACACAAAAACCACAAUUACAGCGGUCAAUACCGACGUAAAGCAGACCGCCUUCCAUGUCCCUUUCUCUCGAGCACAUUCUCCUCCGAAAGUCAACAACGCUUUCACCCAUCCAGACGUCUUCUCCUCUUCCUCCUCCACUUUAAGAUGGCGUGCCUCCCAUACUCCGUAUCGUGGAUUUAUUUCGUACUCCUCAUCGCUGUCGCUAGCUAGCUUCCGCUUGAUCUCUUCUUCGAUUUCAAUCCUCGCUCUCUCCACCUUUGCAGCCCUAGCUUCCUCUUCCCGCGCCUUUGCUUCGUUUUCCUCUCGCUGUGCAGCUGCGGCAAUGGCUUGGGCAAAUCGGCCGCUACGGUGGCGGUGGCGUUGCGGAGGAGGUUGCAUAGGUUCGAACAUGGUUGCAAACGUGGUGGUGUUAGACUAGUUCGAGUAGUGAUUGACGCGCGAAAAGGAUGUGGGGGUUCUAGAAAAGAUUUUUAUAUUUCAUGGAGGUCGUCUCGGGCGUUUGUUUUAGCGGUAGCAUCAUAGUGAGUGAGAGAGGUCAUUCACUGCGCGGGUGUGACCUUUCAACGCUCUGGUCGUUUGCUAUACAGCCGAGAGUCUCAGGUGCACAAUACCCUGUCACCGAGUCUUAAAAUCCUUUCUCCAAGA